Molecule: messenger RNA, 2544 nt
Organism: Brienomyrus brachyistius
Lineage: Eukaryota; Metazoa; Chordata; Actinopteri; Osteoglossiformes; Mormyridae
Product: serine/threonine-protein kinase Sgk3-like
Exons: 17
Coding region: 327-1784 (485 amino acids)
Biological process (GO): protein phosphorylation
Molecular function (GO): protein serine/threonine kinase activity; phosphatidylinositol binding; ATP binding
Source: RefSeq, a predicted model, not a curated record
CAGUCGCGUGACUAAUUGCACCGGAACGCGCAGAAUAAACUUUUUCGGCGUUUCCUGCCUUGCCUGGAAUUUGUCAGUAUGUCUAAUGGGAUAUAUGGUGUCGGCUGUCAGAGAAGACCACCGAUCGUGCAUGCUCGUCUUUAGCUGAACUAAUAUAUCCCUCUAUUAUCGAUUUUUUGCCAAGUGGAGUUUAUCGGUUUCAGAAGCCUACCAAAGUGAAAGAUGCAUGAAAGAACCAGUCUUCUGGCAAAUCUGGGACCGGCUGGGACUCGGAUCUGAGGAGCUGCCUACAGGUGGGAGCCUGACUUACUGAGGGACUCGUCCUCAUGGAGGGACAGGCGACCUGGCCUGACGUCAGCAUCCCCUGCCACAAUGAGCAGAGGGACAAGAAGAAGCGCUACACCGUUUACAAAGUGAUGGUCAGAGUAGGACGGAGGGAAUGGUUUGUGUUCAGGAGAUACACAGAAUUUGACAAACUUUAUAACACGUUACGGAAGCAGUUUCCCGCGUUAAACCUGAGGAUCCCAGCCAAGAGGAUAUUUGGGGACAAUUUUGAUCCUGAGUUUAUAAAGCAGAGGAGGAAUGGACUCCAUGAAUUCAUCCAGAGCAUCGUCUCACGCCCUCAGCUCUGUACCCACCCGGAAGUCAGAACCUUCCUCCAGAUGGAUAAACCCAAAAACUUCUCCGAUGGCUCUGAGGAUGAUGAUGAUAAGAGUAGCUCCCCCAGAGAUGUCAAUCUGGGUCCCUCCGCCAAUCCACACGCCAAACCGACAGACUUUGACUUCCUGGCAGUCAUCGGGAAGGGCAGCUUUGGAAAGGUUCUCCUUGCCAAGCGGAAGCUGGACGGGAAGUAUUACGCUGUAAAAGUCCUGCAGAAACGAAUCAUAGUGAACAGGAGGGAGCAAAAGCACAUCAUGGCUGAGCGGAAUGUGCUUCUGAAGAGCCUCCAGCACCCCUUCUUGGUCAGUCUGCACUACUCCUUCCAGACCACAGACAAGCUCUAUUUCAUUUUGGACUUCGUCAAUGGUGGAGAGCUGUUCUUUCACCUCCAAAGAGAGCGGACUUUUCCAGAACCUCGAGCCAGAUUCUAUGUAGCGGAAAUGGGAUGUGCUCUGGGCUACUUGCAUUCAUUGAAUAUUGUUUACAGGGAUUUGAAACCAGAAAAUAUCCUCCUGAACUUUGAAGGGCACGUUGUGUUGACCGAUUUCGGACUGUGCAAAGAAGGCAUUUCCCGCGAUGAGACCACAAACACUUUCUGUGGCACCCCGGAGUACCUGGCCCCAGAGGUGCUGAAGAAACAGCCAUAUGACAGCACAGUGGACUGGUGGUGUCUGGGCUCUGUACUCUACGAGAUGCUUUAUGGCCUGCCCCCCUUCUACAGCAGGGACACCCAGGAGAUGUAUGAGAACAUCCUUCAUAAGCCGGUUCCUGUCCACCAGGGGGCAUCUUCCAAUGCGUCAUCAAUCCUGCAGGGACUGCUGGAGAAGGACUGCAGGCUUAGGCUGGGUGCUGCUGGGGACUUUAAUGAGAUUCAAAAACACCCCUUCUUCUCUUCUAUAAGUUGGGAGGACCUGGAGCAGAAAAAAAUUCCACCACCGUUCAAACCCAACGUGAACUCGCCAUGCGACAUAAACAACUUUGAUCCAGAAUUUACGGAUGAGACCGUUCCCAAUUCCAUUUGCUAUUCUGGGGAACAAUCUGUGGUCAAUGCCAGUGUCCUAGAACCCGAUGAUGCAUUUUUGGGCUUUUCUUAUGCUCCACCUUCAGAUGACUCCUUCCUUUAAAAGUUUCAAACAGGAUCUACAAAUGGCUUAAGUGACAAACACUGUUUAAAAAAAAAAAAAGGGAAGUGUUACUUUCCUGGGGUCAGAUCUAGUUCUACAACAAGCCGAAAUAUUCGUAUAUUCAAAAAUCCAAAAAAUUCAUUUGGGAAAGUGCAUCACUGCUGGGUCGUAAGCAAAACUGGGUAAGUAGUGACUGGGUCUCAGUCACUAGUUUUCAAUGUGUUUCUACAGCUGGCAUUUAAAGGAAGUUCUUACAGGAAGAAACGGGGAAAAAAGUCAGGAUCCAGUUGCCAAAGUCUAAACGUGAUUAAACAGUCGCUGACCACAAAACACCCUUUUUUGUACCAAGUCUUAACGUUUCUGUGUUUCGUUGAACAACAAACAUCUGACGGCGACCAUGUCCUGUGCGUAGUACUGUAAAUAAGAUGUAAUGAUGUGUCGUUUAAUUGUAACUCCAGAUUAUGCUAGAGGUUAUUGGAGCCGUUUCUGUAAAGUUAACUGAACUAUACUCAGAGCUCCAUUAUAAAUAAAGCAUUUUUAAUGGCUACAUCCAUUUGCCGUAUUUGUGUCUCAUAGAGUCUGUUAGUGUUGAUCACCUGCUAACCUGUGCUGAGCGCUGGGUUUGUAUUCCGCGUUACCUGUGACGCGGCUCGGGGUAGCGAAGUGUUGACCUCAGUCAUGUGACACGAAUGAGGCGCCGUUUACCAAUGUACAGCCUUUCUGAAAUGUAGGUAAUUAAACAUAUAAUAAUUAUUAUUAA